Molecule: messenger RNA, 693 nt
Organism: Penicillium egyptiacum
Lineage: Eukaryota; Fungi; Ascomycota; Eurotiomycetes; Eurotiales; Aspergillaceae
Source: the annotation of a GenBank genome assembly
AUGGCAUCGACGUUACCAUCAAAGAUCCAGCGAUCUGCUAUCGUGCUGUCCUCCGCCGCAGUGAGAAUCCCGGCGCGCAUUGCAGUAUCACCAGCCGCGGCCUUGCACCGAGCUAUCUCCGCACCAACAAGAGGACUGGUCACUUCUCCCCAGAACCGUGUCUUACGCAGCCACCUGGCACCAUCAUGCAGCCUCCAGACCAAGUCAAGCCCGAACACCAAGAGUCCGCGUCAAGUGCAGAGGCGGUGGGACAGCGAUGAGGCCAGCCCAAUCAAAUUCAGGGAAUGGGGUUUCGAAGAAAUCAACGCCGCCCUCCCAACCUCAACACCAAUUUCCCCGUCCCACAAGCCCAUAAUCCUCAUCGAUGUGCGCGAGCCAGCCGAACUCAAAGGCACGGGUAUUAUCCCAUCUGCGGUUUGCAUUCCGCUGGCCUCGCAGGGCGAUGCAUUGUACCUCACGCCGGACGAAUUCGAGACUCGGUUCGGGUUCGCUAAGCCUGAUCCUGCGGAAAGCGAGGAUGAGCCUGCGCAGAUGGUCUUCUAUUGUAAGGCUGGUGUGAGGGCUAAGGCGGCGGCGCAGAUGGCUGUGCAGGCUGGGUAUGACCCUGCUAAUCUUGGGGUUUAUAUGGGUAGUUGGUUGGAUUGGGAGGCGCAUGGGGGGAAGGUUGAGAAGUGGGAGGGGGAUGAUUUUUGA